GAGCAUUUCAACACCAUUAUAAAUACUUUACGAGAGCUAAUUCAAAUGUUUAAUUUGGCUGACAGUUUUAUAUAUGACAGCUGGAGGAAAACAAACCCCCAAGUAGUGUGAGUGAAAUCGUUUGCAUAGAACUCUAUAAUCUGUUUGAUCUUUCAUAAUCAGUUAGUUCAUAAAAAUCAUGGGCCUUCCAUUUGUAAUUUGUGAUAAAAACGUUAUCUAAGUUCUUUAUAAUCAUUUGUUGCGUCAUCAACUCACGUUCUACAAUGGAUUCAAACCGGAAGCUCGAAUUGUUGCAAGAAAACAAGGAAGAAAUUUCUAAGCAACUACCAGCCGUAUGCCGAACAUGCCUGAACGGAGAUAACGAUGUGGAUGGAGAGCUGUAUCAAAUCGAGGAAAUAUAUUUAGAAGAAGACAUGUUUGUCUCUCAGAUACAGUCCUUCGAAGAAAUCCUCUGUUUGUUUGUAGACGAUGAGAUUGGUAAACAUGAUACCCGACUACCAAAGAGUAUAUGUCUAACCUGUGUUGAGAAAGCGCGAUCGGCAUUUCAAUUUAUUGAAAUGUGUCGACGCACCGAUGUCAUGUUGAAGGAAUGUCUGUCAUCGGAAAAGAAUACUGAUUCCAAGAAGGAAAAUAUAACGAUCCACACUAAACCUGAAAACUUUGCUUUAGAAGUGCUGAAUGAUGCAAAGAAGUUAUUAGUCGAAGAAAAAAAACAAAACAUAUGUGAAGUUUGUCACAAAACAUUCAGUCAACCACAGACGUUGAAUCGUCACAGAAAAAUUCAUUCAAAGGAUACACAGCCGGGAAAGCCAUGCAAUUAUUGCGACCGCGUGUUUCUUCGUUCGGACGAUUUGCGUCGGCACAUGCGUACUCAUACUAAUGAAAGGCCGUAUGCCUGCGAUCUUUGUUCGAAGGCAUAUAAACAGUCAAACGAGUUGAAAGAACACAAGGCAUCAGCGCAUUCGGAAAAAGGCUCACGAAGAAUGUAUCCGUGUACGCUUUGCGACAAACAGCUUGGCACCAGGAACGGGUUGUAUGUUCACAUGAAAGUACACCGUGGCGAAAAGAAUCAUUCCUGCUCGUUUUGCGAUAAGCGAUUUGUAACGUCUGGCGAGUUAACAUCGCAUUUGCGACAUAUACACACGUUCGAGAUCAACGCUGAAGUAUUUAAUUGUCACGUCGAUGGAUGUAAUAAAAAUUUUGUUACCAAAUCUGCACUACGGCAUCACCACAGUAACAAGCAUAUUGUACAAGGGUCUACUAGGACUAAAGUAUGAAACAUUUUAUGAAUAAUAAUUAUUAUUAGUUUUAUAGUUGACAACAACGUGCAACCAGACGCUCUGGUACAACUUAGCGGAAUAAAAUGAAUAAACGUUUAAUAUGGAGGAAUUUGUAUACUGCCGUGAUAUGCAUAACAGUC
Molecule: messenger RNA, 1420 nt
Organism: Topomyia yanbarensis
Lineage: Eukaryota; Metazoa; Arthropoda; Insecta; Diptera; Culicidae
Product: zinc finger protein 595-like
Exons: 3
Coding region: 264-1277 (337 amino acids)
Biological process (GO): regulation of transcription by RNA polymerase II
Cellular component (GO): nucleus
Molecular function (GO): RNA polymerase II transcription regulatory region sequence-specific DNA binding; DNA-binding transcription factor activity, RNA polymerase II-specific; zinc ion binding
Source: RefSeq, a predicted model, not a curated record